AUGCGGGAGGGUUUGCUGCUGCGCGCUGCAGUGCCGGAGCGCUCCGCGCGGCGGCUGCUGUGUCCUGCUGUCUUUGCUUAUUUGCUGCUGAGCCGCUGGCCCCACAGUCAGCAGCAGCUGCAGCGGGACAGAAGUGUUUUGCUGCGCAGCAUCAGCAGAAUUAAUUUGCUGCUGCAGCAGCUGGGUUUGCUGCAGCAGCAGCAGCAGGCGCUGCUGCUGCUGCGCGCGGGGGCCCCCACGCCCCUGCACCUCUACGCCACGCCCCGGGGGGCCCCCGGGGGGGCCCCCGGGGGGCCCCUCAGUACCCUUUCUUUCGGGGAUCUUUGGCGCCUUCGUUUGCUGCUUUUAAAACAAGUCAAUUUGAUUGUCAAGGCCGGCACAAACCCUUCUCCAGACUCCGAAACAGACUCCAAAACCCUAAACCCUCAAACCCCAACCAGCCCCUCCAACGGGGGCCCCCGCAGCCCCCGGGGGGCCCCUGGGGGGCCCCCGGGGGGCCCCCCGGGGGCCCCCGCCCGCGCCUCUCCCCAGGGCACUCAGGGGGGCCCCGACCCGGGGGGCCCCCAGGGGGGCCCCCAGGGGGGCCCCCAGGGGGGCCCCCAGGGGGGCCCCCAGGGGGCCCCCGGCGAGGGGGGCCCCCAACCCCGGGGGGCCCUCGACCUGGGGGGCCCCCAGGAGGGGCCCCUGGGGGGCCCCUGCGGGGGGGGGCCCCCGGGGGGCCCCGAGGACGCGGGCCUCGAGGAGGGGAGCUACUGCGAGGGGGGCCCCCAGGGGGCCCCCAGUGAGGGGGGCCCCCCGGGGGGGCCCCCCGGGGGCCCCCCGGGGGGCCCCGAGGAGGGGCCCCCAAACCCUGAUAAGCUGCUGCGAGGAGAAAAUGGAGAAGAGCGAGUUGUGUUUUAUUUGCAUGGAGGGGCCUUUAUUUCUCAAAGUCCAGAUUUCUACCGCAUCUUUUUCAAUGAACUGGGCCGCCUCACUGGGGCCCGCGUUGUGGCCCCCAAAUACAAUUUGGCCCCGGAGAGUAUUUGGCCGAGUCAGAUCUUGGAGGUGUUUGAGGUGUACAGACACCUGCUGCGCGAAAAGGCGCUCGACCCCCAGCGCCUCGUCCUCAUGGGGGACAGCGCGGGGGGCAACUUGGCAGUGACUUUGCUGAUGUCCAUUAUCAAACAUAAUGAAAGUCUUGCUGCUGAAGAAGCUGCUGCUGCUGUGGGGCUGCCGCGGGCUGUUGUGCUGCUGUCGCCCUGGCUGGACCUCAGCCAGAGCGGGCCUUCUUACCGCCUCAACAGGGCCCAAGAGCCCGUGCUGCCUCUCAUCUCAAUCGAACGUGCUGCUGCUCUUUACCGUUUCGGCAAAAGUGCUUUUGGCUCGGACUUCAAAGAAGGCGCCCUCGACAAGACCCCCUUCAGAGACCCCUGGGUGUCCCCCGCCUUUCUCAGCGACCCUGCAGUCCUUCGAGCUUUUCCUCCAGUUUGCAUUCACGCAGGAUCGACAGAAGUGCUGCUGAGUGACUCUUUGGUGUUGGCGAGAAGAAUAAAUGCAGCUUUUAAAACCCCCGACAACUUCGAGGGUUUUGAGCGGCUGCUGCCGCUGACAGUGCCCAUAGCCAGUCAUCAGCAGCAGCAGCAGCAGCAGCAGCAGCAGCAGCAGCAGCAGCAGCAGCAGCAGCAGCAGCAGCAGCAGCGGCGGCGGGGGGGGCGCGGAGGGCUGCGGGGAGAGCAGCAGCAGCAACAGCAGACGCACCAGCAGCACCAGCAGCAGCAGCAGACAAGGCGGCAGCUGCGACGAGCUUCAGCGCAGCAGCAGCAGCAGCAACAAUGCCGCCAGCAGCAACAGCAGCAGCAACGGCGACAGCAGCAGCAGCGGCAGCAGCAACGGCGGCAGCAGCACCAGCAGCAGCAGCAACGGCGACAGCAGCAGCAGCAGCAGCAGCAGCAGCAGCAGCAGCAAAAGCUGUCAGCGCUCCACUCCCCUGAGAGUUUGCCGGACGAUUUGCUGCAGCACAUGCGGCCUGCUGCUGCUGCUGCUGCUGCUGCUGCUGCUGCUGCUGCUGGCUUCUCAGAAGCCCUGGGCUGGAUGGACGCAGAGCAGCUGCAGCAGCUCAACAGCAGCGGGAAAGUGGAAGCAGCAGCAGCAGCAGCAGAGCAGCAGCAACUCCAAAGGGCCUCCGUCACUGUCUGGAAGGACGAGUUCCACGUGUUCCCGUGUUUCGGGUUUAUGGAGGAGCCAUCUGCCUCGGAAUGCAUUCAGCAAAUUGCCGAUUUUAUAAACACUCAAUUUGGAGAGACUCCUGCUGCUGCAGCAGAUGCAGCAGCAGCAGCAGCAGCAGCAGCAGCAGCAAGCGGAGACGCAGCAGCAGCAGCAAGCGGAGACGCAGCAGCAGCAGCAAGUGGAAACGCAGCACCAAACGCAGAUGCAGCAGCAGCAGAUGCUCACGCAUCAGCAGCAAUGGAGAAAAGAAAUGCAGCAGCAGAAACAGCAGCAGCAACAGAUGCAGCAGCAGCAGCAGCAGCAGAUGGGGGAGCAGCAAAAGAGGCGACAGAUAGAGCAGCAGCAGAAACAGCAGCAGCAGCAGCAGAUGGAGCAGCAGACAAAAAGGCAGGAGCAGAAACAAAAGCAGCACGAGUAGUAGAAAGUGCAGCAGCAGCAAAAGAAGCAGCAGCGGCAGCAAAAACGACAGCCGCUGCAGCAGCAAGAGACGCAUGGAAGAGGCCAACAAUUAUUUUGGAGUAUAGUGAGCAGCAGCAGCAGCAGCAGCAGCAGCAGCAGCAGCAGCAGCAGUCGCUGCAGCAGCAGCAGCUUCUGCUGCUGCCACUCCAGCGAAUUCAGUCGCCAGCGCCCAACACAGCAGCAGCAAAUGCAGCAGCAGUAACUGCUGCAGCCAGGCCCACUGCAGUGUGCGGCCGUCCAGCUAGCUGCCGCAUCUGGGAACUUGUAGCAGGGAGGCAGCAGCAGCAGCAGCAGCAGCAGCAGCAGCAGCAGCAGCAGCAGCAGCAAAGGAGAGAGUCUCCCUUGAGCAGCAGAAGAGGGUCUUUGUCUUCUCUUUUGACGAGCAUCAAGCGAGGCAGCAGCAGCAGCAGCAGCAGCAGCAGCAGCAGCAGCUUUGACAUAUCAGUCCCUUGCCGGCGGAGUUCCUCCUCGCUGGAUUCCGCUGCCUUCCACAGCAGCUUCCUCGACCAGCCGCAGCAGCAGCAGCAGCAGCAGCAGCAGCAGCAGCAGCAGCAGCAGCAGCAGCAGCAGCAGGAUGGGGAGGAGGCCCUUCCAACUUUUGCUAUGCAGCACUCCGACGAAGAAGACCCUCCCACAGAAAAGGAAGAUGCUGUCCCGCAGCAGCAGCAGCAGCAGCAGCAGCAGCGGCAGCAGCAGCAGCAGCUUUCGCAGGGCCGCAGCAGCAGCGCACUCUCAGGGGCACUGCAGCACGGGAGACAGCAGCAGCAGCAGCAGCAGCAACAGCAGCAGCAGCAGCAGGCGAGGGGGCCCCUGGGGGCCCCUUAUGAGCUCAACGAGCACUGA
Eimeria necatrix is the source of this 3507-nucleotide messenger RNA. Its product is annotated as esterase, putative. Lineage: Eukaryota; Apicomplexa; Conoidasida; Eucoccidiorida; Eimeriidae. Gene Ontology annotation, molecular function: hydrolase activity. The record is from RefSeq and is a predicted model, not a curated record. The transcript is spliced from 12 exons. Bases 1 to 3507 code for a protein of 1168 amino acids.